Pelobates cultripes (western spadefoot toad) is the source of this 38693-nucleotide messenger RNA. NCBI's taxonomy places the organism in Eukaryota, Metazoa, Chordata, Amphibia, Anura, Pelobatidae. The record is from the annotation of a GenBank genome assembly.
GCCUGGGUGGGUGGGGAGUGUGGAGAAGGGGGUGCAUGGAGGAGGACAUCUGGCUUCCCUUCCUGUAGAGGAGGCUCAGGGCUGGGAGAGCGAAUCCUGGGGACAGGCUGACCAUGGAAGAUGUAAGUUACACAUCACCCUGUCUGUGGAUCCUCCUUAUAUGUCAUCUACUUGUACAGCUCAGAGUUUGAAGUUACAAAUCCAUGGAAAAUGUGUGAGUGUUGGGAUGCUUAUUAACCCCUUCACUUCUAGUACAGCCAAUAUCCUUGGCAAUCAGAAAUGUGACAGCCUGCUAGUGGCGAUCGGCUAGUCACACAUUUAAUGAUGCCUAGUCGCUUUCUCAAUUACUGCCAAGUAUUUUGGUUUCUGCAGAUAGGCACGAAUGCCGAGUGCUGAUACACAGUGCAAUCGAGUAAAAGAACCUUUUUGUUAGAAUAGAAUAUAGGAAACUAAACUUCACCAAUAAAGUUCUGCAAUGAGUAUUAAAGAAGUGAAUAUGCACGUUUCUUAAAUCUAAAAUAUUAAUAAGGCAGUGCAGAUACUUGUACGUAACCCUCAAAAUGGAAUAUUCCAAAAGUUAUAUAAAGCUCAAUUUGUAGCAUCACCUUUAAUUAUAAAAUCGGAGGGGAAUCAUAAGAUAUUGUGUCUUAUUUUGCAUUUAACUUACAGAGAAGAUGAAACUGUUAAAUAGGUGUCUUUCAUACCACGAGAUCAUACCACCGCACACUGCCACAGCAACUCGCAUAAAGAUGCUGAGCUCGUAGGUUCACAGUAAAAACAGAGCCCCAAGGAGUCUGAUUUUGCAAAGAGCCUCUGUGCGUUGUGCACCUCUGGACUAUAUUUGUUCCACAAAGACGUGUCCCUAUGACAAAAAAAAAAGAAUAAUUAAAUAUAAGACGCGGGAUAGUUAAAGAUCCAAAAUGUUUUCCUGAAUGUACAAUUACAUAUUUUGUAUAUUCUACCCAGAACAGUUUGUGGUAGCAUUCUCUGUGUGUCUGAACCCAUUGCCAAUACUAAAUAUAAUGUAAAAUAGAUUUUGCCACUGAUGUUUUGUAAAAAGAUGCUCUGCACUAGGAAUAAUCAACAUGUUUGUCAUCAGCAGUUUUAGGGUUACUUUUCCCGUUGCUUCAGUAUACCUAUGUGUGAAUUUGUCUCUGCAGCUCAGGGGUUAAUCUGCUAACAGCUGUGUGUCAAGCUGCUGUGAGCUGUCUAUGUGCUAGGGCUGUGCUUUGAAAGUGGAAAUGUUUUGCGGCUGAUAAAAGUUUCUAACUGUGGCCUAGAAAAGGAACACUGCGUGUUAACUCAUUGAUUCUAGAAUGCAGCAUAGAAUAUUUAGGGAAGUGGUGAAAACUGGCAUGGUUAAUGAGUACCAACAAUAAAAUCUGAAAUGUAAUACUGAGACAAAAACAACCAAUCUGUGACAAGAGCCCAGUUAGAGAAUGUUUCCAGAUCUGAUGUUUUUUGCCUCAAUUUUGCAAGGCAGAUUUUAAUUUGGUAGAAUUCAGAGUUAAAUGAAUAACCCUAGAAAUGUUUAACUAUUAACUAUAUGAUUUUCACAUAUUUAUCUGCUAUACUCCAUACACAGCUGGUGUGAAAUAUACUAAUUUUUAACUCUCCCACUCCCCAAAUUCUGUUUAAUUGUAUUUUGUUUUAGCAUUUCAGCAAAUCUAUUUUGUUAUAUUAUGAUAAGCGCAGGUAGACGUAGAUAACAAAAACAUGAAUUCUGAAACAGUAUAACAGUAUCUGACGGUUUUUAAGGUCACAGAGUUUCUUAACCCCUUAAGGACACAUGACAUGUGUGACAUGUCAUGAUUACCUUUUAUUCCAGAAGUUUGGUCCUUAAGGGGUUAAAGGUUUUGAACAUAUUUUCCAUAUAAAGAUUAGCUCCCCUGGCAAGCCAUGUCACAGUGUAUGUGGGGGUAGCAGGUGGGAAACCUACCAUUUCCAUUAUUUUAACCCAUGCCUGACUGCACAAUUGGGUGAAUUGGAGAGAGAAUGCAGCUACAUCAUGGCUAAGAGGGAGAGAGGCAAACGGUGUUUCAUUGCCCUUGUUUAUAUAUGGCACGGUGACAAUAAAAUUGAAUAUGAAUCUGAGAAUCCGUCACCUGCCAUACAUGGGUGAGCAGCAAGGGCGGCUUUUUCAUAUUUUGUAUUUCUUAUUUAAGUAUGAAAUAGAGCUAUAACUUCUGAGAAUAAAUUGUAAUAUUUUGUACAGAUUACUGCAAUCAUGCUUGGAUUUUGGCUGUUCUUUGUAAAUUAAUUCAAAUAGUGUUUUUCUAAAUUCUCCAAAACUGUAUUUUAUAGAGAGCGUUCAUCAGACAAAUAUGAUCUGAAGGUUACUUAGGGAACACAGAAUAUCAUCUCUAUAUUGUUCUAGGCAAACUGCUUGCAAGUAGAUAACAUUUUAUGUUACUUUAAGAUUUGAACUGAAAUCCCAACAGAGACAUAUAAGCUGUAGAUACCUUGUUUUUCAUAGGGGCGCAGGGUAGACGUUUUUGAUGCAAAUAUAAUUUAUACCACUGCUGAAAGCACAAUAUACAGGAAGAGCAGGCUAUCUCUACAUGUGUCGUCGUUCCCCUCACAUGUUGCCACUUCUUGGUGUACUGCCUUGGAGCUUCAGGAGGGCGUGAUAUGGCAUCACAUCAUCCCAGUGCUCUGAUUUAAAGGGACAUUACAGUCACCAGAACUACUACAGCUUAAAAGGACACUAUAGUCACCCAGACCACUUCAGCUCAAUGAAGUGGUCUGGGUGCCAGGUCCCUCAGGUUUUAACCCUGCAGAUGCAAACAUAGCAGUUUACAUUUGGGGUUAAGCCAGUGUCUAGUGGCUGUCUUCCGGCUGUCUUGCCAUAUUGUAACCGAGUAAACUUGCAGAAGCCAGACACAGAGAGAUGGAUGCAGGUUUUCAGGAAGUAAGAGGUCUUUAUUAACAUACCGAUCGGGCCUCAGAUGAACUAACGUUCCAAAACAGGCGAACACAUGGAGUACAUGCUUUUUAUAGAACUAUAACUCCUCCCAUUAAUAGCUCCACCCGCACAUACCCUUAACCAAUCGGUGAACAGGAUUUGGAUUUCCUUAUAUGGGCAGACCACAUGGCUCAUCCGAAACAAAGGAGAAAGGAAUGUGAUUUCAGUUCCUGCAUUCCUGCACAUGCUCAGUACAUUGAUGACAGUAUCUUAGCUACGUGUAACUAACUAACUGAUACAACAUACACAUAUGCCACGUGGAAAUCUCGGCCUACUAAAUUUACAUUUCACCGAAAUUCCAUCACAUUCCCCCCUUUGAUGCCUCUGAUACAAAAUUAUUCCAGAUGCAUCACCAAUCAUAGUUUACCAACACCUCUCAAGUAGCCAUGGACCAGAACAGACCUUGUAAGCAUUUUAGCAUCAUCACAAACUCCUUCAGCAUUCCUAAUCCUGAAUAUGUUCUCUUUGGGCUAGGGAUUCAUAUCUAUAGACAGCCAUUACAUGAGCAGCUGUCUUUGUUUCUAUAGUACUCUCUAUGAUACUACAUAUAGAUCUGACCACUAAUGGAAUUAGGCAGGGCAGAAAGAGACAUAAGAAUAUAAUGAAUACUCCUCCUACUAACGCCUUAAUCCCUCCAAGCUGCUCAUACCAACUUCCAAACCAACUACUAGGAUUAUACCCAUUCCAGACCUGAGUAGGUAAAUGCGUAAGUUUAACCAUGUGGCUUGUAAGUUCAGCCACUGCCCGCCCUUCAUCAUCUAUGUGCAAACAACAGUUGCUGAGAUUAAACUUUCCGCAUACACCUCCCUCUACUGCUAAUAAGUAGUCCAGAGCUAAUCUAUUUUGAUAGAUGGUUGAUCUCAUCUGAGUAUUUUGCUUAGCUAGAAGAUUAAGUGCUCGAGCUGUCUCAUUAGUGAUAAUCUCAACCACCGCCUGUAGUCUUAUAAUAUGGUUGAGCAGAUAUAUUGGGGUUCUAUAUCCAUAGGUACCAUCUUCUGCCCAAGUAGCAGGUCCAUAAUAAUUAAUAAUGCGUUGGGGAGGCCACUCAUCAUCUUCCCAGCUACCUAUUUUCAAGGAUGCUCGCUUCUUUUUAUGAUUUACAUCAUAAACCUUAACUCCCAAGGUCUCUCCUGUCUCAAUUGGCAACAAGAAGAAGGAUGGUUUGAGCAUACCUAAUACACAUGCCCCUUCCCAAUCUUGUGGUAACUCUGAAUAUGCUUUCUUACCACAGAUCCAAUAUAAAUUCGCUGGGGCUUUCCAUUUGGAUAUAGCAGAUAAGUCAAACCAUACCUCUUUUAAAUGGGUGUAAUUGGCAAACGGAUUAGUAGCCUCUGAGACAUUUGAAGCUGACCAUCAAGUAGUAUCUUUAGUAUCAGCAUUAUAGGCCUUCUGUCCUAGACAUAUUAACUCGCCAACAGGUGUGGUAUACAAUGGCCCUUUCCUGGCUAAACAUACAUGACCUAUAAUAAAGGUUUUUAACCGCCACUCUGAUUUACCUCUAGUACUUACUUGAUGAUCAGACUGAGAAAGUGUUAGUUGUUCAUCUGUCUCAGAACCAGGGUACCAUACUUCCUUUGCCUCCCAUGGCCACUGGUCUCCCAUAUUAGUACCUCCACAUACAAAGCAAUUAGUUACAUUAAGACUACCCGCAAUACUCUCAGCCAGAUCAAUAAAUAGGUUCUUAACAUUAUGGGGAAUUUUAUCCUCAACACUCAUCUCCUCAUAGAAGGAAUGAAAAACCUGAUGAGUUUGAGUUGCUAUCGUCUCAGUUUCAAGUCCUACAUAUAUUAUGGUCCCUGGAUAUACUCCUGUGCCAUAUAUUAGGAACCCAAAUAGAUUUCCAAACUUAUCAAUAAAAUGUGGAUUAGAGGUCAUAUAGACAGGAUUACAUUCCACAGACUUACAGUGUGGUGUAGUGGGCAACCUUUGGAUAAUCAUAUCUUGAUCCACUGUUUUUCUACAGGUCGCCCACCCUACACAAGACCAAUAUGGACAAAAAUUAAAAUCCCUAUUUGGGCAAUCAGGAUCAGUAGAUCUUUUACUGGGACAUAAAUAUUUAUCAUUAAACCCAUAAAUUCGUUCCCAUUUAAGAUUACCAUAUACAUUCCAAGGUUUUCCACUACCCGAGAUUGCCUUACAUGCAUCAAAUAGUAGAAUGCCCGUAGAAUGUAUGGUAUUUAUCACAGUCCUGUUUAUCAAGGUCCCCUGGGAAUUACUGUUCCGAAUUACCAACCAAAUUGUACGGGAUUGGAAUUGGGGAUCAAAACAUUUAAGCUCUCCUGAUAUUGGUUUGCACACACUGUAAUCUAUAUCUAAAUAUCUACACUUAGAUACAGAUCCCCUACACUCAUACUGUGAGUGCCAAAUGAGUUUGGGAUAUUUGGUUACCUGUUUUCGUAGUCUUAAUGCAGCUAUCACAACUCUGUAUGUCCUAACCUUUACCUUCCUGAAAAAUCACAAAAAUACCUAAACACAUAAUAUAACAUAUUAUUUCAGAAGUCCUCAUUUCUACUCUUCGACCAUGUGACGGCACCUCAGCUUCCCGAUUGUGAGGGCUGCAAGGAUUCUUCUGAUCCUCACUUUUCUUCACAGAGGUCCCUUCGAGACACUCUGGCUAUGACACGUAGGUAGGUGGUCAGGCUUUAUUAUGGCCAUCAAAACACCUACUUGCUGAUAUCUGUUGUUACUUUCAACUAAGAUGUCCCAAUAUCUCCUUGUAUUAUUUCUCACUCCGACUGAGUUACCCCCUUUAACCGGAUCUUGCAAGGAUUUUCAUGAUCUGGAAUAGCUUGCCAAGAAUCUGCCGCUGGUUCAACCCUAGAAUGAUGAAUCCACGGAGUCACUUCUGCCACCUUUACAGCUUUUGGAGUAGAAAAAAGAACAAUAUAAGGACCCCUCCACUUUGGACCUAAUGGAACAAUAUUCCAUUCUUUUAUCCACACUUGAUCUCCCGGUUGAUAGGAAUGAACAGGUGGAUAUAUGUUCACAGGUAACCCAUUUCUGUAAUUCCUCCAUAGUUUUACCCAACUCUACAACUUGCUGCCGAGUAAUUCCUUCACCCAACUGAUUCAAGUCCCCCCUUGGAUUACUGAGUACGCUCAUACACGAUUUCAAAGGGAGACAGACCCGUUCUUCUGGUAGGAGUACUACGUAUCCGCAAAGAGCUAUUGGCAAGAGGACAUUCCACUUGAGCUGAGUUUCCUGACACAUUUUAGCCAAUUGGGUUUUUAUUGUUCUGUUCAUCCUUUCCACCUUUUCAGAACUCUGAGGUCUAUAUGCUGUAUGAAGUUUCCACUUAAUACCAAGCACAUGAGUCAAUUGUUGUAAACACUGAUGGAUAAAGGCUGGACCAUUCUCUGAUCCGAUAGAACACGGAAGUCCAUAUCUGGGUAUAACUUCUCGCAACAGAAAUCGUACAACUUCUCCUGCCUUUUCUGUACGAGUUGGACAAGCUUCUACCCAACCCGAGUAGGUACACACAGCUACCAACAAGUAACAAUAUCUCCCAGAUUUAGGCAUUACAGUGUAGUCUAUUUGCAAAUCUAACAUUGGGAGUCCUCCCAUAUAUUGAACUCCAGGGGGUUUGACAGGGCCUUGUCUUGCAUUGUUUCGAGCACACAAAACACAUCUUCAAACAAUAGCUUGAGUAAGAUUGGAUAAUAUUUCUGCUGCAUACUUGAUUUCUUUCCCUUCUGAAUUCAACAAUCCCCUUUCUUUAUACUAUGCUCCAUGGGCAUGGGUGGUUAGAAAAGCGUAUUUCGAAUCUGUGUAAAUAUUCACUCUCAACCCUUCAGCUAAUUGCACGGCCCUUGUUAAUGCAAUCAAUUCCGCCUUCUGCGCUUAUGUCCCUUUCGACAGUGACCAUGCUUCUAUCACCUUGUCUAUGGUUGUUACCGCAUACCCUGCAUAACGUAUAACUUCUUUCACAUAACUACUACCAUACUGUUUGUCCGGAUUCUGGAUGGGAAAAUCAUGAAGAUCAGGCCUGCCUGAAAACACUUCAUCCAUUAUCUCCAAACAAUCAUGUUGACUUUCAGUAGUCUGGGGCAGAAGGGUAGCUGGAUUCAAAUUAUUGACAGUCUCGAGGUGUACUCUUGGAUUUUCACAUAACAUAGCUUGAUAUUUGGUCAUUCGACUGUUGCUAAACCAAUUAUUUCCUUUGUAAUCCAAUAGGGUCUGUACUGCAUGGGUUACUCGCACAUAGAGUUCCUGACCCAAUGUGAGCUUGUCAACUUCUGCUACCAACAGGGCAGCGGCGGCCACUGCUCGCAGACAAGGUGGAAGACCACUGGCCACUGCAUCCAACUGUUUGGACAUAUAAGCUACAGGUCUUAGCCAUUAUCCCAAAUACUGAGUUAAUACUCCCACAGUCAUUCUUCUUUGCUCGUGAACGUACAGCUAGAAAGGACGCGUGUAAUCUGGUAGACCUAGGGCUGGGGCACUCAUAAGUGCUUUCUUAACAUCCUCAAAUGCCUUCUGUUGUUCAGAGGUCCACAAAAAGGGGUCAUAUUGUGUGCCUUUCACAGCUUCAUAAAGAGGUUUUCACCAGUAUCGCAUAAUUAGGAAUCCAUAUCCUACAGAAUCCUGCUGCUCCUAAGAAUUCUCGCACUUGUCUUCUAUUUUUAGGUAUAGAUAUCCAACAUACUGCUUCUUUUCUUUCAGGUGCCAUUAUUCUUGACCUUCGGAAAUAUGGAAUCCUAAAUAUUUAACAGUUUACUGGCACAAUUGUGCUUUCUUCCUUGAUACCUUGUAUCCUGCUCUCCAUAGAAUGUGAAGCAAAUCAUAAGUUGCUUGUUGGCAUAUCUCUUUAGUAACAGCUGCUAUCAAAAGAUCAUCCACAUAUUGAAGCAAUACACAUUCUCCUGGGAUGGACUUGAAAUCUUGCAAAUCCUGGCUUAAUGCAGAUCCAAAUAGGGUAGGUGAAUUCUUGAACCCUUGAGGUAGUCUGGUCCAGGUCAUCUGACGCUUUGAACCUGUAACAGCAUCUUCCCAUUGGAAAGCAAAGAUCCACUGACUCUCAGCAGCAAUCCGAAGGCAAAAGAAAGCAUCCUUAAGGUCUAGAACUGUGAAGUAGGUUGCCCCACCUGGUAUCAAAGCAAGCAGAUUAUAAGGGUUGGGUACAACUGGGUGUAUAUUGACUACGGCAUUAUUAACUGCUCUCAAAUCUUGUACAGGACGAUGUUUGAAUAAUGGAGGUAACCAAAUCUGUCAUGACUUGAGGUUUGUCGGUAUACGAAGAGUUAUGAGUCUUCCAAUUGAAUAGAUCAGUUGUGGUGAAGGUGAAUAGACAAACACUGGAUCUGCCCGUUGUAUUUGGCCAUUUUCGUCAACGUGUGUUGGGCCCAGUGUAAGUCGGAGGGGCAUUUCGUAACGUCGGGGUUGAAGGGUGCCAGUCAUCUGUCGGGUUAAUAUAGGACUUUGGCAAGGCUGUUUUAUAGUAAGUUCCGGUCUAGGGGUAGUAAGGUAAGGAGAAUGAGGCGGGUUAAUUUUACUGGGUGGAAGUUCAGUCAACAGGAUGUUGCGGGCCGGGCUGGGAGGAGCCUGACCAGGAACCAGAAGUGACGUUAAUUCCGGGUAUAUAGAACUAGUGGAGGUAGGUACAGGAAGGGGAGGACUCAGGGCAAGUGGGCUGGGCUCUAAACUAGAUGAAUGAGUGGGCAGGGGCAAUGGGGAAGGGGGAGUCGCAACACCAGCAGCACCUCCUCUAACCUUAGAGGAGGAGCAAGGGGCUGGGGGGGAAGUUCAGACUCAGAGGGAAAGUCUAAAAUGGGCGGGGUUGCGGCCCUGAUGGACAGGCGAGUCCUGGCCACCAUGAGGCGACAUUGGUCCUCGUGGCAUACCGUAAUCCAUUUAGGCAAUUCUUCCACAAUCUGUUUCCAACAAUCAAUAUACGGAAACUGAUCAUAGAAUUCAGGCCUACUAGACAGCCGCAUGCACACGUUGUACUAGAGUUAGAUCAAGACUACCACGUGGAGGCCAUGUGGUCACCAAGAUAGGCCACUCUCUACUACAUAAUGUAGUCAAACGCUUUGGGGAUAAUUUCACCCCAAAAUCACAAACUGUAUGUCCCUUUGCAAAGUUGUUCAACAUACACGACAAGGGAUCAACAAUCUUUGAGUCAGCCAUUCUUCUUUGCUCGUGAACGUACAGCUAGAAAGGACGCGUGUAAUCAAACACGCUUCCAACGAUCACAUUUGUUUCCCUGGCAACAGCACCACGUGGCACAGUUGCUAGGCCAAACACACACACACACGAAAAUACGCAGAGAAUUCUCGUACAUACAGUGAUAUCACGACGUCUCACUCACAAAGAUUUACCAACCACUAGAUACUUAUCUCUGUAACUAUAAAUCAAACCCUACAAUUAUCCACGUUAUAAAUCAACUUUUAACUAACCGACUUCUAGUAACCUCAUCUUUACAAUCAGUGGUUAUGGUACGUUAGCAAGUGGUUAUAACAGUUUUAAAGUCACAGAUCAGUUAGUAACAGUUAUGGUGUUACACAUAUAACAUAAGACAACAGUUUUUAGUAAUUUUUACACAACGUCAGUAGUUAUAGUACAUGUUAAUGGUUAUAAUACCGUGCGCUAUUAUACAGUAUACACACAAUUUACACUCCCAUUAGACCGCCAGCACCUCGAGAACUAUCAAACUAUUUACACCAGGAUUCGGUUAGUCUACGCUGCCCAAGCACCACAUAUAGCGAACUAGUGGGCGGAAUUUACAACAGUACCCAUUUAGUCUAUCUACUCUAUCAAUAGUCCAGUGGCUGAAUUUACAACAGGGCACACUUAGCCAAGAUAGGUUGAGAACUAGCAGACGGAAUGUACACCAGAAUCUGCUUAGUCUCGCUGGCCUCCCCGACCUAGCAACCGAAAUUUACACCUAGACACGCUAGUCAAGACAGGACACCGGUGUCCGGCAUAAACUAUUUACACCAAGAUUAACCCUGACCAAAACCCCCUUUAUUAGACGGGCUGACUACAGAGCGUCUAAUUUCCAGAUAAGCGGUGCGCCUUCGCUUCUUCCCUCCAGAGGGAGGGGGCAAGCCAAUAACUGGUUCCAAAUAUAAAACCCCUUGUGGGCCUACCGCUCUAACGGUAUCAGUCUUACCUCUUUGUUCCUGAACCUGGGCUCACACUCAUCGACGGGGCACACUGGUACUUACUACGUAAAGGCCGAUGAUCUCCUGGGCGAAGCAGCCCAGUGACGCCGAGAUGAAGGGAUGUCCAUGCAGAAGUUCAGGGGUGCUGCCGUAGAGAACGUUGGUAAAAAGUUUACCGUCUCAAAUCUCUACGCCAGCUUCCGUGCGAUGAGGUUCCCGGACCCAAUGUAACCGAGUAAACUUGCAGAAGCCAGACGCAGAGAGAUGGAUGCAGGGAGAUGGAUGGCGUCGGCGGAGGAGAGGUCACCAGCGCCGAGGGAGCCCGACGCUGGAAUAAGGUAAGCUGCUGAAGGGGUUUAAACACUGCCUUUGGUAACUUGAAAUGUUGGUAGGAAAACAAAGAAAUAUGAAGGGGGAUAUAUAAGCACUGGAAAAAGAGACUGUCAGGAUAUUCGCAGCUUUAACAUAUUUAGUAUAGCACGGUUCCCUACUAGAGAAAAUAUAAUGCAGAAAAUGAAUAGAAGGCGUAGUACCAGUCCAUAGAAUUGUCAGGUUUAACUCCAGAAAGAGUAAAAAAUUGCAGUCAAGGCCUAGCCGUAAAGACACUACACAAAUAAAUCAUUCAGUGUCAAUUGACAGCAAUAACAUAUACACACACUCUGAAAAAAACAGCGACAGAGGAUGGAAGGGUGGGACAGGACAUUCUACAGUAGCGCCAAUAAAAGAUGCAGGUUUGCAGCACAUGUCACCCUGGUUAGUUCUCAUUAUAGACGGGGAAGUGACACUCAGUGACAAGUCUAGUGGUAGAGAGAGCACUAGAAAUGUGGAUAGAUAGGGCAAUGGGAAUGGUGGCAUAGGGAUGGAAAUGGAAAAGGAAGUGAGUUUGUUACAGUUAUAGAAUCUAAGCCCCCAAAAAUAUUUUAACAAUAAAAACUAAUUUUAAUCAUUCUUGUAAAUAUAAUAUAGUAAAACAAUAAUUUGUCUAUGUUUCUUUUUAUAUUUUUCUCAUAAUGUUUGGACUUGGCACAACAGAAAAUAUUACUAAUAUUAUAGUGUUAAUCAUAAAAAAUAUAUACACAGUUAUACUGGGCCUAUUCUGUUUAGACACGGUUGUACAGAGAUCUUUAGACGUCCUUAAAGGGUACCUGUCAUGACAAAUACAACUUAAUCUCAGAUGAUAGAGAAUCAAAUUUCAUCAAAUAUUUCUAACAAAUAUCUAGAUUUUACUAAAAGCAGAGUUUAAAAAUUUGUCGUUUUCAACUCCUCGCAGGCAGUUUAGUCUGUGCUGAACCUGUGCCGAUCAGCAUAGAGAUAAAAAGGCUGUGCUCUACAUGUCUUUUAUCCUCAGAAUUAGAGAGCACAUAGGACAAUGCUGUGUACAGGAUCUGGAGGAGAGAGAAAACACUCCAUUCCAGUCUUGCACUAGAGGCAACUUCAGGUAACACACAAACAACCUUUGGCUCCCACAAGAAAAAAAUAAUCUUUAUUCUGCCACAACGCAGUAUCCAAUGUGAUUAAUUCUUGAAGAAAAAAAAUAUAUAACAUUUAAUAUGGAAAGUCUGUAAUGGUGACACAUGUAUCACAAAAAAAUAAAUAAAUGAAUUCUCAGAAUUCUGAUGACAUCUCACAAUUACUUCUGAUAUCUCAAGAAGUUGUUCAUUAUGUUUCUAUUGAACACGCACACCAGAAAAAGACAGACAGAAAGAAAUCUCCCCAUUACUCUUCUAUUAUGCAACUUACAAUUACUACUAGUAACAGAGUAGAGUUUUGUAAUGUUGGAAAAUUAGCCAACCUAAUAAGGAAUAUGUAGUUACUGACAUUUGUUCCAGGCAGUGUUUUGUUUGCAUACGGAUGGCAACUUGAUUUCAGCACUUCCCCACAGGAAAUGCUUUGCGGUCAUAAUGUCACUUACUGCAUUCAGCCACAUCUACUUCAUCCCGAGAUGUUUACCUAUUUGGCAUUCAAAAGGGUUGAAACUUUGUAAAUGUUAUUAUUAUUUUAUUAUUUAUUUAUUUAGCGCCAGCAAAUUCUGUAGCGCUGUACAAUGUUCACUUAUUAUCUCUUACAUUUAGCAAUAUCAACCUUUGUGUUGCCAAUCAUGUGCUUGGCCCUCACUGAUAUAAUGGGAGGUUAAGAAAAGAUUCUAUGACUAUAGGGCAUUUGUUGUGUCACAAUAUUUUAUACAGAGUUUGUAAUGUGCAUAGUGUGCUUAAAGGAACAUUACUGCAAUAGGAAUACAAAUAUAAGUUAACCCCUUAAGGACCAAACUUCUGGAAUAAAAGGGAAUCAUGACAUGUCACACAUGUCAUGUGUCCUUAAAGGUUUAAAGGAUCACUAUAGGGUCUUUAGGUACCCCCUUCCCCCCCCUCCCCCCCACACCUUCAGGGUCCCACUCCCGCCGGGCUGAAGGGGGAGGAAGGGGUUAAUCACUUACCUCUCUCCAGCGCCGGGCUCUCUCGCUGGGGAAAUCACCUCCCUCUUCUGACGUCAGCGCUGAAUGCGCCUCUAGGGGCUGUCAAUGAGAGGCUGGAUUAACCCUAAUGUAAACAUAGCAGUUUCUCUUUUAGGGGGAAAGGAUGGCACUAGGUCCCUCCGCAGUAUAUUACAACAGCCCCCACCCGCUGACUAUGAGUCAAACUGGGAGGGGGGACAGUGAUCUGUUCACAAGCCAUUAUUUAUUUUAAUCUGCAACACCAGAUGCCCACAGGUGGAGCAGGGGCGCUGCACCCCACCACGGCGCCAAAGGUUUGGGGGAGCUGCGUGGAGCGGGCUGAUUACUGUGCCAGCGGUCCCAAGAGGUGGUUCACUCAUUAACCAAGGCAGAGUAGGCACCUGCUUACCUGUACGGUAGGUGCCUACUCUGCCGUAAUACAGUGUGUCCGGGGGAAGAGGGAGCCAGUUGGCAGCGGCGGCAAGUGAGAACUGAUGCUCUUCCUGCUCCUCACUGCUCCCUGGUGUGCCCUAUCUAGUGAUGCCGGGAGCAGUAAAGAGCUGGAAAAACAUUGAAGCCACUGACCCCCAGUGAGAGGACACAGAGGACUCCUAAAAGUAGGGAGCGGCCUGAUGGGCGUAAAAAAAAAGAUCCACAAGAAAUAAAAUUAAUUUGUGAGUGUGUGUGCCAAAAUGUGUAAGUGUGCCUGUCAGUCUGUGUGUCUCUCAGUGUGUGUCUAGGCAGUGUAUAUGUGUCUGUCAGUGUUUGAGUGUUUGUGUGCCUGUCAGUGUAUGUGUGUCUGUCUGUGUGUGUCUGUCAGUUUAUGUGUGUGUGUCUAUCUGUGUGCGUCUGUCAGUGGAGUGUGUUUCAAAUCAGUGAGAUUGUGUGUCUGUCAUUGAGAGUGUAUCUGUUAGUGCGUGUGUCUGUGUGGAAGCCGGCCUCCUGCCCACCAACUAUGGGCCAGGUCAGCAACUGCAAAGACCCAUAUUUUAUUGCCCCUGGCUCUCCUGGUUCGGCACUUUCCAUUCACGCGCAUAGAACCGACCCUAGCUCCCUGUCGGCUGUUCGCAUGGACCAAAACUGCGAAUAGACUUCAGGGAGACUUAGCCACGAAUGCCCUGGAACUAUUUUCGUCAUGAAGACUUUGCGGUUCCCGGUCGGCCCCAAACAGCACUUAGCAACGAUUCUGUGGAGCUAUUUUUGCCAUGGGGCCAAGCGUACGGUCGGUCAAAUUAUGACUUCCAGGAAAUUCCUCAACCCCUAAACCGAUCUGGGUGAUUUUUGGAUACGUUGGUCACCCAGAUUAGGGCUAUUAGGGCUAUCCUUUUGUGGGGAUUUUAUGUUAUUUUUUAGGGUUUUGUAAAAAAUGAUGUUUACUGUGCCUGGAGAUAAUUGAGUUUAAUACAGUGCGGUGCUUAUGGUGCUCGCAAGUACUAGGAAGCAGCGAUUGACGGAGGUACCCAGUCGGGGUGCCAGGCGGUUCGUCACACACACCCCUCACUUAUUUGACACACACUGGCACACACUCUCAGUGAAAGAUGCAUGUCUGUACUUGACAUUCGCAAAGGGCAGUGGUUACUAAUAUGACCAUGCCCACAUGGGACACAAAAAAUUAUGCACCAUGGCGUCUGUGACCCUAGGAUGUGCCCAGGGUUGAGGCAUGGGGCAGGACUAUGUCCCUGCAUUAUUUAAGAGGCUUGGUUGGGCCCUUUCUAGUUUUAAAAAUUUAGUAGAUAUGCUAAGCCUAAGCGAGGUUUCAAACCUCCUUGGCCUUUUUAUUUAUUUUUACCUAUUUACCAAAGGUUUUUAACUAUUUACCUGCUGGCUACUAGUGCUGCCAGGAGCCAAACAAUUUAGAUUUUAUUUUUUACAUCAAGACCCAUUUUUAAAGGUAUCUGGGCCUGUAUUUGAAGCAUGUGGUCUGAAGUUCAGCUGCCCAACGGCAAUCAGUCCUGCUGGAAUCCGUACCAAAUUCAGGCUUGUUUGGAUUUUGCAGUUCAAAGAGCCCCGUAUGCAGCCAGAUGAUUUUGACAUUAAUGAAUGCUGUUCACAUUAGCUGGACAGUGCAACAAGUUACAAAGCUUUGCUACAAAACCGUGAUGAGUCUUUAGAAUGACAAAACAUUACGCAAUCUAUAGUUCUAAAAUAUCUAGGGAUCUACCUUUUGGGGACACCUGAUUUAGGUUCAGGCUGUCCCAGUAAGUUGUUUGAAAUGUGUCUUUUAAGGAGAAAGUAAAACGUCAGUUUACCACAGCACCAAAAGUGUUACUUUAUUGCUCAUGUAAUAGGGAUGUGCGGUUCGGUUCAGAAAUUCGGGUAAGUAAAAAAAUUAGUCUGCUUCGGAAAUUCGGACCAAUGGCAUUCGGUUCAGUUCGGCACUUCCAAAAUUUGGAACUUUGACAAUUCGGACAUUCGUAAGCAUCCCUCUCUUGUUUUGCCACUUUUCAGAAAUCCAAGCACUUUGCCACCACAACCACUUACACAUCUGUAGGGCUCCCUAACCCCUAACCACCACAAUCACUUACAGAUCUAUAGGGCUCCCAGUGCCUGGACUGCCACUACAACCACUUACACAUUUGUAGGGCUCCCUAACCACCACAACCACUUACACAUCUAUAGGGCUCCCAGUGCCUGACUGCCACCACAACCACUUACACAUCUAUAGGGCUCCGAGUGCCCGGACUGAAACCACAACCACUUACACAUCUGUGGUGCUCCCUAACCCCUAGCCCUAACCACAACAACCCCUUACAUAUCUAUAGGGCUCCCAGUGCCCGGAAAGCCACCACAACCACUUACACAUCUAUAGGGCUCCCAGUGUCAGGAAUUAGCUUAUUGGUCAAGAUUCCUUUCAUCAUUCACGUAACUUUCUUGUUGUGCCACUUUUCAGAAAUCUGAAGCAAUUCGGAAAUUCGGCAAUUCGGUUCAGUUCUGCACUUCGGAAAUUCGAACUUCAGACAUUCGUAAGCAUCCGAAUGUCCGAAUUGCAUGAAAUUCGUCCGAAUGUACAUUUGGAAUGAAACGAAUUGCACAUGUCUAUUAUUUAACAGGUCAUGCACGUAUAGUGAGAAUUGUGGGUGCAAUUCUAAGCAAUCAUUGGGUAUUUUUAACUGUUAAGUAAAAUAUCCCAAGCUUAGUGUAGGAUCGACAGCUUGCAGGUAACUGAAAUGCCUGAAAAAGGUGUCUUUUAAAAGGACACACUAAACACCAAAACCACUUUAUCUUAAUGAAAUGGUUUUAGUGCAUAAGCCCUGUGCCCUUUUUCUGAGAAAUGGCAGUAUUUACAUUUGUCAAAAAACACACAUCAAGUGACUGUCAUGCUUUUUAAUUGUAAAAGAGGAGAUGAAUCUAAUUCAAGAAGGAACACACAAAGGUUAAAAAUGUAUUUAAUAUCUGCAUCCAUGGUUUGGUUGCUAUCAAAACCCCAAGAUAUACUCACCAGAGCACAACACAAACUUGUGGCUAAGCUCGCAUUAGUCACCAGACGCACAAUAGCUGUACAAUGUGGCAACCACAACAAACCCUCCCUGGAGAUAAUGCUUUGUAAGACAACCAAGGUGAUGGAAAUGGACAAACAUUCUGCAAUAAUACACGAAACAACGAAAAAUUUUCACAAAAUCUGGGACCCCUGGAUCCUGGAGCAAAACCCGAGUCCGUAGGAAGGAGGGUCAGUGGCGUGCGGCCGUACCCCAAGGGAACCAAACCCCCCACUACCCCUUACCACAAGCCCCCCAACUGCUCUCCUCAUUCUUCCCCUCCUUACCAGAAACCCCCCCUCCACCUCUUUGCCCCGUCUCUUCCCCCCACCCUUCCUACACAUAUAUCCCUCCUAACACCCCCCCCCACAAAGGAAAAGAUGCACGCUUCAACACGACAACCCUUACACAAGGGAAAAUAACAGACACCAGCCACACCAACUCAACACCACUCUCUAGAGCCCCACCCCUGACUAAAGCACUCUAGGUACAUAGACAGACAUACUUACAACUAGGCAGAGGCCUCCCAGGCCCAAACACGAUUGGACACCAACCAUCACAACGGCAACAAUCAGCUUUGUGGUAUAAACCCAACAACUAACUAACUCGCCCCUGAUGAGAGCAAUACAGCCAAACCUACCCCUUGGAGGAGCUCUCCAUAAAACCCCACUCCCCUCACUCUGCAAUGCCUAGCCCCGCUUCACCAGGGACCGACACAAGGAAAUGGGUUCACACAAAGACCGAUACUAGCAACAAUGUAUCUAGACCCAAACAAUGUACCAUGUACCAGUCUGUACCCUACCACACAAGCAACGUACCCAUGAUAUAUGUAUGGAGGCUUUCAGUUGAAUUCUUAUGUGUAUCAACUUAUCCUCAUGACAAUGAUAUGAUUGUAAUCUACCAACAUGAACCCACCCCUCUUCUUUAUUCUUUACCCCACUCAUUUGAAAAAUCUAAAUAAUUUAUUUAAAAAAUGUAAAAUGUAUUUAAUAUCAACCUCAGUGUUCCUUUAUAGGUUUCCAUUUAAAAAGUGUGGUAGACUAAAUAUGAUACAAACCUGAACAAUGGAUAUUACGGUUUGUUGGCGAAAUCUGCGAUACACUUGUUCACAUCAUGAAUACCUUUAUUAGAGUGAAGCUCCUGUUAUACACUCAUACACAAUAAAGAUAACUGGGGGUUUUUCGGAGUCCUGUUGGCACAGUACUGCAGGAAUGAGACAGCAGGCAGGAUUAGGGAGGUGCUUUGUUAGCCCAGCAAUGUGUAGGUGUGUGAAUGGACUGGUCAACCGCAAUCCCAAUGUUCUCCAAGUCUGGACUUGCUCAUUGAGAUACAUUCUGGUGGACUUUAUCACCCGGGAUUGACCAGACUGACAUUCAUAUUUAUGUCUGCUCUUACUGGUGAUGGUGCAGUCACGGGAAUAAGAUUAUGUCUCUUAGUUAUGCACAGCUCCCUACGAGUAUUCCAUUAUGAUGUACAGGUAAUGCUGAUAGAGAGUGCAGCACAUAAAUGACAUGACACUCUGCAACUCUAGCAGCAUCCAUCUGACUAAUCUAUAUAUUGUAUACUGGUCCAUGUGACAUGUCAAAAUCACCAGCCCUCCCCCGUGCACUCUGCGGGAGUUUUAUUCCACUAUCUGAUACACUCAUAUACUUCACAUCUUUAAACAUUUUCCAAAACAGGGUACUUGGGAGGUAUGUCUAUUUGACAUUUUACUACAAUGUACAUGUGUUAUUUGACCUUUCCAGUAUAGUGGCAGAUAUACAUUAGCAUAGCCCGCUUGCUAUGCACAACUAUUUGGGUAUGCCCACGUAAAAUGUAUGUACUAUGGGCCUGCUAAAAUACACAUACAAAGCUAUAAAUAGGUAUAUCAAAGGGCUACCAUCAGCUUACUAAGCAGUCCAUUUAUUGUAUCUGAUGAAUGCAACUACAUGAUGCUUAGCUACAGAUCCCUUAAACAGGAAUUCAUUAGAUAAGAUCAGAUCACAGAGCAGAGCAGAAUGAAUGUCUCAUAUACUAUAUACGAUCCUAUAUGUUUCAUCUUCGCUCUAGAUAAGCGAAGAUGAAACGGACUAAAAAAAGUCUGCCUCUCCUUAUAUCUUCUCUGUUUAGCUCAUCUUACUUCUCUAUAAAACAUCUUCCUACUUCUAUAUUUGUCUGUUUCACAUUAUGUGUCGGACUUCCUCUGUGUGAUUUCCCUUUGUCAUGUUACUUGCUCUUAUCCAUAGCAUGUCCUCAUCUCAGUCUGACAUAGAAACUGUUAUCACAGAAUCCAUUCUCGUGGGGAGAGAUUCUAUUCCUCUUACGUGACACAGUGACAAUUAUACACAUAUAAUGUUUUACCUUGGUUAAUCCUUUUACUAGAUUAUUUUAAAGUUUAUUACUUUAAACCUAAUAAUUAGGAGUAAGGGGGCAGGUGGGUAUUUUAUUUGGUGGGGAAAAUAAGAAGGGGUGUUUUUUUCCCCCGCAUAUAAACUAUUCUCCUGUCACAUUCAACAGAGGGGCAGUUAAGAGAGGAUUUUGAGAAUCUGUGAUCCUAUGAUGAAAUGGUGGCAGAUAGGUUUGGGUGCGUUAGUUCACAUGUGCACAUAUGGAGUUUAAUGCUUUUCUCGGGAAGCACAUGUGCAUGCAGAUAAAGUGAUGAUUAUCAGGAAUUCAAAGCGAAUUUAAAAAUUAAAUAUAAAGAAGCUGAACUUGGAAGAUUUUUCUAUUUUGGAUAUUUUGGCCUGAAAUUUUAAAUUUGAUUUGAAUUCCUAACAAUUCUCACUUUAGUGAAUAAAACUGGUGAUAAUUUGAACUGCCUUCAGCGUUUUUCUGGAUAACUUUUAUUGGUAUUUAAUGGGAGUGCUGAGCAAAUCCUAUAAACACCUGCUCCUCCAGUCUUUUAACACCUGCUCAUCAGGUCUCUUCCGUAGUUUGUGAUGAAAAGACAUAAAAUAAAUAACUGAGCAAGAUAACAGAAGCAAUGGCGCAACUUCUAUUACCUAACCAAAACUUUUGGCACUUUUUUUUGCAUAUCUGUCCUUUGUGUUUUUGUAAAGAAAGGUGCAACAUAGACUUACCCAUAGGAAGCUGAGCAAGAAGGUGGGUUUAUAGCAGCAAUUCUUGCAAAUUACUAAAGUAAACGUUCAUUAGGAUCCUUAAGGUAUAUAUUAUUUUCUUAUACUUUUUUUUUUUGCACUGUUAAAUGCACUAUUGUUAUUCAUUAUAAGGAAAACUAUAGUGUUAGCAAUAGUGUCCUCUAGCCGUUUAGUUUACCAGCCCCACCUUCAAGUGCAUUGAAAGGUAGUCUACUUACCUUUUCUCCCACGUAGCAGUGCUCUUCCUACAGGUGCUCCCACCUCCAUGUAUGAAAUCGAGAACGAUUAUCUCAGCCAAUCCAAUUCUUUCUCAUAAGAAAGCAUUGGGAGCCUAGUGCGCGUGCGCAGCAAAAUAUUAUCAAUAUCAGUAGACUGCCACUAGAGGCAAUUAAACCUUGUACUGUAAACAAAAUUUGCAAUUGUACAGUUAAAACUACAGGGACAUUGGACCCAGACCACUUCAUUAAAUAAGAGAUAAAGAAGUCUGGGUGCGUAUAGUAAACAUAGAAACAUAGAAUGUGACGGCAGAUAAGAACCAUUCAGCCCAUCUAGUCUGCCCAAUUUUCUAAAUACUUUAAUUAGUCCCUAGCCUUAUCUUAUAGUUAGUAUAGCCUUAUGACUAUCCCAUGCAUGCUUAAACUCCUUUACUGUGUUAACCUCUACCACUUCAGCUGGAAGGCUAUUCCAUGCAUCCACUACCCUCUCAGUAAAGUAAUACUUCCUGAUAUUAUUUUUAAACUUUUGUCCUUCUAAUUUAAGACUAUGUCCUCUUGUUGUGGUAGUUUUUCUUCUUUUAAACAUAGUCUCCUCCUUUACUGUGUUGAUUCCCUUUAUGUAUUUAAAUGUUUCUAUCAUAUCCCCCCUGUCUCGUCUUUCCUCCAAGCUAUACAUGUUAAGAUCCUUUAACAUUUCCUGGUAAGUUUUAUCCCGCAAUCCAUGAACCAGUUUAGUGUGCCUUUAAUUUUUUUAUAUUGUUUCCCUUUAUUAUUCUUUAUAUAGGGACACUUUAGGUACCCAGACUUCAGCUCAUGGAAGUGGUCUGGGUGCAGUGUCCAACGUCCCUUAACCCUGCAGUGGUAAUUAUUGCAUUUUUAAUAAACUGCAAUAAUUACCUCCCAGGAUUAACUCGUCUACUAGAUAGCCUCUAGACCAGAGGAACUUCCAUGUGGUUAGGCGACUUUUAGUCUCCUAAAUGAAGCAGGACAUCCUCAUGAGCUAUAUGGUCCAAUCAAGGGCCUGUCUCAACCUGCAUACCUCCCAGUGUUGAGAGGUAUGUAUACAUUUUACACCAAAAGCACUACACAGCUUUGAUAUGUUGACUGUCCUUUUAAUAUUACAGAUGAUUUUAAAAACUCUAUUAGGAAAAUAAAGAAACAUGCAAAUUCAGAACUAAAAUGUGUGAACAGAUCACACCGACGGUACUAUUUAUCAACACGUUAAAUAAAUAUGAGGCUUGCUAAAAACAGAAGAGGUAAAUGUACGAUUAAAAAGUGAAUUUACGUUUGAAACCGUCUAAAAAAAAUAUUUUUUGCUCCAUGUUUAUUUAAUCAUCUAAACUUAGGGCCACUCUGUUGAAAAAAAAAAAACAACCAAAAACUACUUGUCACAUCAGUAUAAACUUCCUAUGGUUUAGUCAUUCAGCGUAAUGACUUGUUUAUUCAAAUACUACUUGUAGAGGUAUUGCCAUGUGGCUUGGCAUCAACAAACUGCAUGCUGGCACAGGGCAACAAAUAGAUCCAAUUAUUAAAUUUCUUUUUAAGUGUGACAGUUACUAGUACAGCAAGGCUUCAGAGGAAGCACCUCUAUUCCAAAACAACCUCAUUCAUUUUCAGUUCACUAAAAUGUGCUGUUUAGAGAACAAGCUCCACAGGACUAACCAUUUUAGAAUUAACUUUAAAAAAAAUGGCUAAACUAGAAAAAUAAAAUUGAAAAAUUCAGAAAGACAGCAAUUUUGAAAGUUUACAAAUUUUGGCAUAACAUUUGAAUUACCUUUGGAAUAGGAGACAAUACACACCGGAAAAAAACAGUAAAUAACUUCACCCCCUAGAACGUCUAAUGCCCCUCACAUCCAUACACCAUGCUGAAAUAAUAUCCCUUUAUUUAGUAAACCUAUUAUUUUACUGUCUCCCACCUUUGUCCAUACAGUUAUUUUUAAUAUCCGGAGUUCAGCAAUUGCUGAACUGUGCCAUACUGUCACAGAGCUCUCCUAGCAUCCCCCAUGACUUUGUGUGUGCCUUGCAGGCCAGUGUAGCUUACCAGAAAGACCUUCCUCUUCUGUGUUGUGGGUAAAGAGAGUCAAAACAGCCACCAAAUGGACCCACAUAGAUUGAUCUCAGCAAUGUCUGUUGGGGGGCGGGGAGGAGGGUCAGAAGAACCAAUCACCUCUGCUGGAAAAGGGCAUAGAGCUCUCUGUUGGUAAAUGGGUUGAUUAGCAGGCCAGCCCCCAAGGACUCACUUUUGGAAAAGAGCAGAAUAUAAUGAUUCUGUCUACUGGACACUCCCCAGCCAAGGGCAGAGAGAUCAGAGGUAGGAAAGGCCACUAGGCUAAAUAGGUAGGAGAGAAAGCCUUACUACUACAGGGAAGGGUAGUGGGAUAUAUCUCACUUUUAGAGAAUAUCACCUGGGCCUAAUUAUUGAGUAACUCCUAUACAGUGAUAUUGUGAGCAAUUUGUCUGUCACUUGCACCUCAUGGUGUCCAUCCUUCACUUAGAUAUGUCCAUGUGUAAGCAUAGGGUGUUUAGAUGCAAACAUAAAUAAAUGUUGGCAUAACUGAGCACUAGGUUCCUUGACAAAUAUCACUUGAAAUGUAUGAUAAGCCUCUAUUUCCCUAUGAAGAGACAGUUACAGAGUUAGUCACUAAUUUGAGAAUUCAAGAUUAAUUUAAACCGAAUUUCAAAUUGAAGGUUAGAGUAGCAGAUCUGAAAACAUAGCUGACUUAGAGACUUUUUCAAGUUUGGCUGUCUUGACCUUAAAUUUGAAAAUCACUUUGAAUUCACCAUGACGUUUAGUGAACUUUAGUGAACAACCCUGUUAGUUUCCUCCAGCUUCAUAAGAACUGCAGCUUCCACAAGUUUUUAAAGGGUUACUGUAAUCCUUUUUAAUCAUGAGUUUUUGUUAUUUUAAUUCAGACUGCCCUAUUGAGCAUUUCUACUUAGGUGCCCGCCUUAAACAGUUAAAACAGAAGUUUUUACUUACCUUAAUCCAGCACCAGGCAUGCACAUGCUGAACCAGCGUGGAGAUUGUGUGGGGAGUUAUAGUGGGAGGGAUUUUUAUUAAAAUAAAAAAAUAACGACUAAAAUGGAGAGAAGUGAGAGGGAGCGCUCAGGAUGGGGGGGAGCAUAUCAUCAACUUGCAGGCUCUGCGAGAGAUGGAAAAUAUGGCAACAGACAUAAAAUAUGCACAGAAAUGGGCAGUGCGGAACAGAGAUCUCUCUUUACAGGAAAUGUGUAGUGAGGCUGUGCAGAUUACAUGUAGGGGAGGUGUGGCUAGAGCUGCAUAAACAAAGACAUUUAAAUACUAAAUGCCAAAGGCUUAAGCAGUUAAAAUACAACAGAAUGAUCUAUACACCAAAACCGCUUCAUUAAAUUAAAGUUGUUUUGGUGCUUAAAGUGGCCCAUUAAACUUAUGCCUGUGCCUAGAUCUGUUGAACAAAUUUGCUUGACAUUAACCUAUACUGAAUUUUGCUGUAAUAAUAUUUUUUUUUUUUUUGCAGGAUACACUACCAUGUGUACUAAAAACAAGAACAUUUUUAAUCCAGUACAUGUGGUUUCUAUUACUUUUGUUACUCCUAUGUUUUUUUAUAUUUAAAGUUUGCAAAUCUGCUUGUCAGCUUACCACAAUUCACUGACCAGAGAAUUAACCUAUUUAGAAUCUCGCAUCAAAAGCCUUCUGCACAUAUCGAAGAUAGUUUUGAUGUUGAAGUGUAGUUUAAUUAACUGAACAAAUUCUAUUAAAAUAAUUUUUUGGGGGGAGAAUGCAUGGCCUACCUGUCUCCCUAAUGCACUGCUUGUGUCAAUGUGGGUAGCUUAUUACAUGAUUAACUAUAAAAAUCAUUAGUGUUUGGUAUGAUAUGGGAUUGUCCUGUCCUACCACUCUGGAAAAAGUGCUUCACGUCAUUCUAAAUCAUAAUAGUAAUAGCUCUGCCCUUGUGCCCUGUUGUUGCCUUCUGCCACAUGUUUCCUCCAGGGCCCCGAGAUUGGAAAACAAUCCUGACAAUCUCAGUCGAUCGCAAACCUUUGAGUUGGAAUGUGUGGCUCAUAAUACAUAUAAUACUCUGCAAACCAAUGACAAAAUGUGGUCACAAACCAAGUUUCCCCACCCCAGCACUCUCGAUGAGUGUUUUUGUUAUAUAUGAACUCGUUCUGUAAGGUAAUGAUGGAAUAUCGUGCCUGUUGCUAUGACGGUGUUCUACUCCAUCUUUCUAGCAGACCUCCACCUUUUCUCUUCUUCAUAGUCGUCCUACUCUCUCAUCAUCCCUCCUCUGUCAUAUUUGUCUUCUUGCACUCAUAUUACCCAUGUCCUAGUAUUUCUCUCUACUAGGGUACUUUGUGUUUGAUUAUAUGUCCCUUUUGUAUGGUAUGUGUUACUUUAAGUGAAUUGUAAUAGUUGGCUUCUAAAUUAUCUAAUAUUAUUUUAUGAUUUUAUGUAUCUUUGUUAUAAUAUCUGUAUUGGUUAAAAUAGAAAAAAACAACUGAAAUUUGAGUACCCGCGUUUAUACAGCCAUUUCUAUUUUAAGUUUUCUUUUGUAAAUAACAUUUAGUUGGAAAGUUUAAAUGCAUUGUUAAAGGGACACUAUAGUCACCUGAACAACUUUAGCUUAAUGAAGCAGUUUUGGUGUAUAGAACAUGCCCCUGUAGCCUCACUGCUCAAUCCCCUGCCAUUUAGGAGUUAAAUCCAUUUGUUUAUGAACCUUAGUCACACCUCCCUGCAUGUGACUUGCACAGCCUUCCAUAAACACUUCCUGUAAAGAGAGCCCUAUUUAGGCUUUCUUUUUUGCAAGUUCUGUAUAAUUAAGAUUUUCUUAUUCCCAUGCUAUGUUAGUAGCUUGCUAGACCCUGCAAGAGCCUCCAGUAUGUGAUUAAAGUUCAAUUUAGAGAUUGAGAUACAAUUAUUUAAGGUAAAUUACAUCUGUUUGAAAGUGAAAACAGUUUUUUUUUCACGCAGGCUCUGUCAAUCAUAGCCAGGGGAGGUGUGGCUAGGGCUGCAUUAACAGAAACAAAGUGAUUUAACUCCUAAAUGACAGUGAAUUGAGAAGUGAAAUUGCAGGGGAAUGAUCUAUACACUAAAACUGCUUUAUUUAGCUAAAGUAAUUUAGGUGACUAUAGUGUUCCUUUAAAUUUAAAUCUUUUUGAUAAAUAAAAAUGAAUUCCAUUUUCAUUCACUGAUAACUUUUUAUUAAAAGAGUAAAACAUGGCUUGGAACAAAAUGGUGUGUAUAUAUAUAUAUAUAUAUAUAUAUAUAUAUGUAUAUAUAUAUAUAUGUAUACUAUGUACUAUAUUAAAAUGUUUACCAGAAGUAAAUGUUUUAUGGACUGGAUUGAAAAAUUGUCUUAUUUUAAACGUGACAGCUUCCACUUAAAACUAUUCCAUGUUCACAUUAGUUCAAUGUCAGUAGUCUUGCCAAAAUGCAUAUUAAUCUUUCAGUUUGGACUCUUUGUCCCCAGGGUGUGAAGGGGAACAGUAACACCACUCCAGUGUCUCAGGUUCCCGUCAAGGCUGGAUGGUUAAAGAGAAGUAGCGGGUUGCUGGGCCUGUGGAAAGAACGCUACAUUCUGCUACUUAAAACACAGCUUCUCUUGUGUGAAAGCGAGGUGAGUUACAAGUAAUUUCAAGGCAAGCUAGAGAUCUCACUGCACCACUGAACAAAUUGAUACAUGUUCCUGCUAUCAAUUAGGGGGAGUGUAGGCAUCACUGGGAAUGAUGCUGCCUCAUAAAGAAGACUAAUGGGAUUAUUUACUAAUGUGUGAACUGAGGUGUUCUGACAACAGAAUUAUACAUUGUUUCACCAUGAAGGAUAGUUUUGAAAUGUAUCUAGUUUUCCAAUAUGCCAUUGACGAGUUUGUUAAAAUAGCAUUGUUGGGAGAUUUUUUUUCGAACUUGACUGCUUUGGCCUAAAUCCUAGUGGUCAGUUCUUAAUUUUCCACUUUUUGUAGUUUAGUGAAUAGGUUUUUAAACGCUGUUUUCUCUCUAUGUAGAUGAUAUUUUGUAGAGCCUGAGGAAAUAUUUUGAAGGCCAAGUCCUAAAGCUCCCAUAGCGAGGGUGUGUGAAGUGGGUGUGUUUCCUGUGCUGUCACCGCUGGUCUCCACUUUGCCAGGAAUUUCAGACACCCAACCCUUCUGCCAAGUGAGACAUUUUUUGUGAAUAGAAUCUUGGCAAGAAAUUGUGGAAAAUAUCAGUGCUACAAAAGCUUGCAUAUGUGAGAUAAGCUGGGUUGACACCUGUCAGUUCUGGGUAACUUGCCAGAUAUUUACCAGUGAUAGGUGCUCUUGUCUAUUGUGCAGGAACACAUGUGGGUAUAAAAGUACACAAAACUCUUACUGCUCAGUAAAAGCGUCAUGGCUCACAAAGUAAAUAAAAUUUAGAAUUAGUACGUGGGGAGGGGGCUUGUUUCAGUCAUACCUUGUCACAACACUAGUUAAAGAGUAGGCUUUGAGGCACUAUGAACAAAAUGGGCUCUUAUACUGGUACGCAUUGCAGGUUAACAAUAUUAUUAAGUCACAUUGGUGGCUUUCCUUUUUAAAUCUGCUUCCCUUUCCAUUCCUGUUUAACCAAGUGUGGAGAACUGACACAAGCAUUGCAUACAUAAGGCCAAAACAGCUGGGCUGGAAAAAGAGUUGAGCUAAAAAAAAAAUUCCAUUUCAGCUCAUUUUCCCUAAAAAUUGUAAUUCCCUUGUUAGUUACUUCAGUUGCCAGCUGAGUGAAUAACCGUGAAUUACAGCCUACUUAAGACUAUAAUAUGUCAAAAGAAUGCUGUGUUCUAGUGAUGCAAUACAAAUUAACAAACCACUUACUGUCCAAGCCAAGAGCAGGUCUCUCACUGCUACUAAGCAACAAAAUGACAGCCAACACAUACCGGAAUCGUUCACGAGAGACUUAUUGUGGUGUAAACACUAAAAUCAGAGUUUAGUUGUAAUGAGUAGUGGAGUUCAAAAACAUUGCACAUUUUAAAAAAUAAUUUAGCACACAUUUAAAUGGGAAAUGUUUUGACAAAACACAAUAAUAUGUUUACUGGUAAAUGAUACAAGAUUUACCGACUAAAUGCUAAAUUUCGUGAUUUAACAAUGUAUGUUAACCUAAAAUGAGUCAUUUCCUAGCUUAUUGUACACUAUUCUGUGUUCAGUGUAUAAACCUGGCAGUGUAUAAAAAUAAGCACGAUGUCGAUUUGCCACAUUUCUGUUAGUUACUCUGUUGAAUUCUGUUUAGUUAAUAAACCCCCAACGUCUUUUGAAUUUAGUCAUCUAUAAAAUACAGGUAGCCAACUGCAAGCUAUACAAGUCUGUCUGGAAAAAGUUCGGCCAUUGUUAUUAUAACGAGAACGGUUUGCGCAACAUCAAUGUAACCUGGCAGCCAAGGAGAGUGGCCUGGAAUGCGCAUGCAUUAACAAUAACAACUUCACUGUGCUGGUCCGUGGGGGCGCUAGAGCAUGUGUCAUCACAUUCAAAAUAACUGAGCGAGUAGAGCAAAGAAUCUGCAUCAAAUUUUACAUUAAGCUUGAACAUUCUUCUGCGUAAACUAUUAGGAUGAUUCAGAAGGCUUCCAGGGACGAUGCAAUGAGUGCAGCGCAAAUAAAAGUGUGGCACAAACGCUGUUGAUAAUCUGUUUAAAGAUUGGCCUUGCGACUUCUGACUCUUCCGAAAACUAAAAUCACCUUUGAAAGGGAAGAGAUUUCAGACUGUCGAUGAGAUUCAGGUAAAUACGGCGAAGCAGUUGAUGGUGAUCCCAACAAAGGAUUUUGCAGAGUGUUUUGAACAGUGGAAGAGACACUUGGGGAACUGUGUGAGGUUCCAAGGUGCCUAUUUUGAAGACGACUGAGGCGUCAUUGUCCUAAGUACAAUGUUUGUUGAAUCUUGUAUCUUUCUUCUUUUCUAUUUUUCAUAUUACACGGCUGGAUACUUUCCAGGCAGACCUCAAAGAGCCAUUCAGUAAUAGUAGGGCAUUGUGGUAUUAUACUGCAGUAGAAUGACCACAUAUGAAAUAAGCAAAAAGGCACUGCUAAUUAUUGAUAUAACCUCUAGAGCAGAGUCUUUAUCACCAUUAAGUGAACGUUAUUUUAUUGAAAUGACUUGUCUCUUUCACCAGUUGUACAAUGCUGCUGAAUAUGAUAGUACUUUAUUAAUAAUGAUAAUAGCAACAUAAUUUUGCAGGAUGAACAAAAAUGUCUGGAAACACUGGAGCUUGGAAGUUACGAGAGAUGUCAAGAUCAGAAAGCCUUCCUUAAACGCAAAAGACAUUUUACACUUAUCCCUUCCCCAGGAACUAAGGUAGGAUUUGAAAGAUUCACUUCCUUAUUUUCUAGAAUAGAAUUCAUGGGGGAAGGGGAGUAGCAGUAUAUUGUAUAUUAUUGCAAAGGGAGGAACAUGUUUCUGGUGUACACUGGCCAUUGGGCUUUGGUUUUACCAUGCUCAUUACAUGAUAAAGAUUUCAUAACAGUUAUUGAAAAAAGGGUUAACUCUAUAACAUUCAAGGUCCUUCUGCAAAGUGUGUGACUCAUAGUGAAGAGGUGACUUCUCAGAAGAGCAGCCCAUCAGGAAGUGUGAGCAAGAGGUCCGCCUGCACCGUCUUUAGACACAACUUAAAUAUUAGCAGCUGCUUGACAGGAGCGAAAUCUAAAAUAGAAAGGAUUCAGCUACCAGCGCUGCAAAUAGAUAGCAGCAUAUAGGAGUCCACUGACAGCCACAUAGCCCCUAUAAUCAAACCAGAGAUGUUUUUAAGCAGACAAGUCUUAUUUUUGCAGGUACCUGGAUAGCUGUGAAAUGCAGUAGCGGCAGAGCGAACGAUUACAGGAAAUGAUACAAGUAGAUGUUCAGAUAUAAAUAAAGUUAGGAUCUUACAUACAGAUACCUAUUAAAGUACAUACAGAAAGUUGUGGGUUUGUUCAAUAAACAGUGAAUUGUGGUUAAUGGAACACCAUCUUGAAAAAUAUAGACAAAAAAUGUCAAAGUUGUGAAAAUUCUCCAGUAUGGAUAAUUUUUCCAAUCUGCAAUAAACCCAUAAGUGCCUCAUUUGUUCCAUGUUGACUAAUAGAAGAAUUGUAACAGUCAUCAUAGGAACAAUAUUGCUCCCAGAUUGCUUAGUGAGAGGACGAAAUAUCAAAUGUUUAGGUCUCAGUUAAGUUGAUAGUCUCACCUAUAUAAUUAAGUUUGUGAUUCUAAGGGGUAGGUGGGAUGAUCUAGCCUCUGUCAAACUGUGACUGUCUGGAUGGAAAACUGAAUACAUUCAUUAGAAGCAGUCCUAUCACUAUCCCUAUGUUUUUAAUGGUUACUGAUAAUGGUCCGACAGCCAAGGGGUUAUAGAUGGGAGAUAAUUCCUCAUUAACCACCACCAACUUUGUCGCUCUCUUCUAGAACUCAUCUAGAUUACCCUGCACAGAGAGAGUGACUUUAGUUUUUUUUUUUUUUUUUAUUGUAGACAAUAUUGUACAGCUCAGCUAAUCAUAAUCCUACACGACAACCCUCCCACAAAGAUAAUAAAGCCAUGUGUUUGCUACUGUUAUGGAAAACAGUGUGUUGAUUAGAGCAAACUCAGCAUAAUUCUAGAAUGUAUCACAGAAAGUACAAAUGAUCAUCAACUUUACUUGUCCAUGCUUCUUGGUCAAACACCUCUAAGAUCAUUCAUCACCUCAUGCUUACAGUUAAUGUAGAUCGUAUUUGUAAAUAACUGAUCAGCCUAUGACAAAUAUUGUGUUUCCUGUAUUACAACAAUCUGAUUAAGUUACAAGAGGAUUCUGGGAGAGUGACUAUUUUGAUAUCACAUGAAAGGUUCAAAACACUCUCACUUCUCACAUUGGGAGGAUUGAGUAACACAUUAACCCACUAAUUCCAAUAAAGUAUCAGAUGCUUCCUUUUAAGGUGCUAGAAAAAGUGCAGAACUGAAAAUAAGCAUCAAACACUCUGCAUAGUUACACAACAACAACAAAAACACAAGAAGUGCUUGUAAAUAAAAGUGCACACUUUUCAGUGUUAUUUCAAAUACAAUUGUGUAAAUUAUAUAAUAAAAAAUAAUACUUAUAUACACUAAAUAAUACUUAUAUACACUAAUUCCUCAGGGUUGUGCAUUCUAGAAAAUCAACAAAGUGCAAAAGGUUGUGCUUACUGUAUAAAUAAAAUCAGCUAAUAAUCCCCCCCAAAAUGGUAAAGCUCACAUAUACCGGAGCCUAUUCCCUGGCUCUGGCUAAAUGUUGCAUAACCCACAUGUUUCUGUCUCUUUAAGAUGAAUGUGCUGCAGCAAUAAAACAUGAAACAAAGGGGUCCGGAAUGGUGUAAUACCAAUUUAUUUUUGCCCCAAAAGAUUUAAAACACUUACGUUAAAAUGUUGUGAGCUCACAACACAUGAAACUCACGAUAUUUGCUUUAAAUUUAAAAUAAACACCAAUUUCAAGUAGUCUACGCUCUCCGAUCUCAGAGCGUUUUCCUGAUCACGUGAUACACUUUUUUCCCUGUGAGGUGUUUUGCCCAACCCAUGUGGGCUUCAGCCAGGGAAUAUGCUCUGGCAUAUGUGAGUUUUACCCUUUUGGGGAGAUUGUUAAAGAGUUUUAUUUAUACAGCAAGCACUGUGUUUUGCACUUUGUAUUUUUUCUAUUACACAAAACCCUGAGGAAUUGGUGUCUAAAAGCAUUAUUUUUUAUAUUUUAUUUACACAAGUAUAUUGGAAAUAACAAUGGAAAUUGUGCAAUUUUAUUUCAAGCGCAACACUAUUUAUGUUGUGUUAUUUUUUAAUGCGUAACAUGUGUCAGAUUAUAAACAUUUCCUUUUAUGGACUUGGGGAGUAAAGGGUAAUUCAGAAAAUAUCAACUUCUGUAAUUCCAGGAAAAAACUUCAUAAAAGACAGACUUUUGCAUUAGAUAAAUAUUGUGCAAGUCAAAACUGUAUAUAAUUACAAGCAUCUCUCUCCUACUCAAAAACAAGGCCAAUAAAUUUCAGCUAAAAUAAGAGGAAUUUUUGGAUCAAAGGGAUAUAACUGGAAAAAUAAAUGUGGAAUCCAGUGUUUCUGUUGAUCAGUUAAAGGAGACAUAGAGGAAGUAUAAUAUAAUGAAGAUAGAGUAGGGGUGGAGUCAACAACGUGGAAAUAAAAAAGCACAACACUGUUGUUAAAGAACUGGAUGGAAAGGCCACAGGAACAAGAUAGAGGAGAGGCUGGAUACAUACAAUACAGGAACGGAAUAGGGGUAUGAAGGGGAAAAAGUAGAGAGCUGUAGGUAGAGUGAGCUACUUUGAGGGCAAGGUCACAGUGAUGAUCAUUUUUCUUCUAGGUGCAAGAUGUCAAAUUUCAGGCCAAAAAUGCAGAAGAGAGGGAUACAUGGAUCCAGGCUCUGAAUGAGGGAAUAAGCAGAGGCAAAAACAAAAUCUUGGAUGAGGUAUUGAAUUAUAGAAAAUAUUAAUGUAUGAUACAUGCAACUAGCAUUAGCUUUUAAAAUGUGCUUGUAUUUGCAUGACAUUUUCAGCUCAGAAGUGUACAUUUCUUUCCUUGCUAGAACUGUAUGUGUUUAAGGUGAUACUUUUUAGGACACAGAUUAAAAAUAAGCCAUUUUUACAGGUAAAGGUAGACAACACCAUUUCUUUAGAGCAUGUGACUAGGGACCGAGUAAAGAUGGGAGCUGCGAAGAGAAGACCACCUACUAGGGUACACCUCAAAGAAGUAAGUUACUUCAGCAGAAAAACCCUGGGAAGCCUAAUGUUUAUUAUUUCAUAAUUUGGCAAUAUGAGCUUCCAGAGUUGUACAAUGCAGUACAAUGGAUGAUAUUUAUAACAUCCAGUAUUAAGGAAAGUUUGUAUAGGUGGGACAGUCAGACAAAACAUUCUAUUCCAUUCCAGGUUUAGAAUUUGCCCUUCAUGGUUCAUUUCUCUGUUCAUUAGACAUGUACAAUUCAUUUAGUUUCGAAUUUAGACAAGUUUGGCAAUUUGGUAGCUUUCAAAUUCUUUACAAAUCAAAUUCAAAGCUAAUUCAUGAGGAAUCAAAACCAUAAUUUUGGAUCUACUUGUUUAAUAAAGUUAUCAAGUUAGGGACUUAUUUACUCUAGCACUGAAACAGAAAAAUUAAGAAAAAGGGCAUUUUCUUAAUUUUGUUUUUUUCAGCUGUAUAGUAGGUAGCUCCCUAAAAUGGGUCCCUUAUGUGGGAUUUCCAUAUUUAAGGAUACCAAAUAGGGACCUGUUUAGUAUAUAGCUCCCUUAUAUGGUACAUCUAAAUAAGUCAACCACCAUUUGAGUAGAAUACUAAAUCAGGGAGCUAUUUACUAAACAGCUACAACAGUAAAAUAAUAAAAGACCCUUUUCUUAAAUCUAUUCCUAAUCUGGUACCCUUAAAGGACCACUAUAGUCACCCAGACCACUUCAGCUCAAUUAAGUGGUCUGGGUGCCAGGUCCCCCAGGUUUUAACCCUGCAGCUGUAAACAUAGCAGUUGUUUACAUUGCAGGGUUAAUCCAGUCUCUAGUAGCUGUCUCCCUGACAGCCGCUAGAGGCGCUUCCCCGAUGCUCAAUGCAAAAAUGGACCUGAUGGAAGACUACAGUACAAAGUUACAGACCAAUAACAAAGUUGUUAAAGUACAUGACACUCUCAUACAUAAUCAGAUAAUCCCUCCUCUGUGCCUGGGAGAUAAUUGGAUCAGGAACUGUACUAAUCUAAUCCAAUUAUCUCCAAGCACAGAAAAAAACAUACAUUUUUAUAAAACCCCAGAAAUACCUUUAAAACAUACCAACCCCCACAAAGUUACAUCCCCUGUUAGCCCUGAUCUGGGUUACCAACAUAUCCAAAAAUAACCCAGAUCAGUUCAGGUGUUCAGGAAUUUCCUGGAAGUCGUAUUUUUGACCGACCGCACGCAUGGUUCCAUGUCGGUCUAGUUCAGUAGUUUAAAAACUAAUAAACUACCGAACAUAGUCAAUGUUCUUAUCCUGGAGCUUGUUCUCCUCAUCCAGACGAACGAUUCCACCGGACAGUGCCCUUCUAACUUGUAUAGAACCAAACGCAGGCCAUGAUUAAAGUCCAGCGGUGUUCUGGAGUUUCUGUGUCCGAUUUUGGUUCCAUGAGAUUCAUUCCCAAACACCGCUGCCUGCUUUCAUGUGAACAAGAUGGCCGCCACCUCGUGGUUGUCCAUAGGAAUUGCGGCCACCCAGAUGAACAAUUAGAACACUGCGGUGAGAAACGUUCCAAGUUGUUAAUAGGUGUUAACAAGCUUCCGGGUGGUCCCCGGUUCGUGCGGUUGUUCGAUAGUCGAACGGUACAAUGUUAAAAUAGGAGGGGAAUGCAAACUACCGAACAGAAUAGCCAAAAAGACACGAACAAUGUCUUUUAUGAGUCUUUGUGCAUGGCUUAUAGUCCUGAGGCAGGAGGCUGGCAAACAGGCCCCUCCAAGAACACGUGGCAAGGUUACUUUCGCCACAAUUCUGUUUAUAUGAGGAUGCCAUGAAGAAUACUCUUAAGUCUCUACAGAGGAGACUAACCAAUUUUUUUAACCCCGAACAGUAUCUUUGUCAAGCAUUUACUUUGCCAAAAACCCAGUUUGAGGUUAAAACAUUGAUAGGUCCCCCUUGUGGUGGCUUAAAGGUAUUCUUCAUGAAAUCCAGAUUGGCGGAGCUCUUCUCUAUUUUAUUUUCACUUGACACUUUUUUUUGUGGAAACAGCAAAUAUACAAACAAAACUAAAGCAAGAAAAUCUUUGAAAAGAAUGUAAUAAGCGUUUAUAAACUUACUGUAAACUUGGCCAGGUUGCAUUGUUGGACAUGCCUCUGAGCAAGGGAAGUUUUCCCCUCCCUCUCCAGGCAACGGUAAAAGGAGAGGCGAAUAUAAAAAUUUUGUUUGUUUUUUCAUUUUAAAAAAAGUGUAUAUUUAUCUGCCCCCACAGACCCACAAUAACUUCCCCGAUACACACACACUGCCCCCCAUACACACACACACACAGUAUACCGCUCACUCACACUAUCUCACCCCCCACACACACACUGUGCCUUCAUACAUACAAACUGCCCCCCCCACACACACUGUACCCCUCAUGCACACUCUGACCCCUCACACACUGCCCCACACACAUUGCCCCCCUAACACACACUGCACUUCUCACACACACACACACACAAACACACUACAUCUUUCACAAACAAAAUGCACCCCGUUACACACAGUGCACCACUCACAUGCGCACACACACACUGCACCCCUCACAAACAGACACACAUGCUUAUUCCUUCUAUAUCUGUCCUGGUAUUUUCAGACAAUAAUUUAACUUGCUCUUUUAGGUAGCAGAGGCUGCAUCAGACGAUUCUUUAAGGCUAGGCCUUGAUAUUUUGAAGACUGACGUUUUAACAGUUGUCCCUCGCAUCCCUGAAGAAGUGAACAUUGGUCCCUCUGUGGACCCUCGCAUCCCUGAAGAAGUGAAUAGUGGUCCCUCUGUGGUAACUAACAUCUAUGAAAAGCCUGAACAGCAAAAGGAACCUGAAGAGAAGGAGAAAAAGACUUUUAAAAUUCCAAUGCCCCCCUCCAAGCCAAUUCCUCCUACAUCCACUGAGGUGCUCCACCCAAACACAACAGAUAGUGACUCUCAGAUGCCUCGCCCACCAUCCCCCCCACCAAAAACACUCAAAGAAUGUGUUUAUGCCCGAGAGAAGCUUUUGUCAGAGGCAGAAGAAACAAACGAUGUAAUGAAACCUGAACUCAAGAAACUUAGCAUUGAAAAUCUGGAAGUUACCACAAACACUCCUCCUAAACCUCCUCCAAAGAUCUUAUCUGAUAAAAUGAAGAUUAAGUGGGUGGGAUCUUCAUCCAGUAAUAUGGAGUUAGAAGGUAUCAAGUCACAGGAGAAAGGAAGCAAAGAGAACCUGGUAAACUUUGACUCUGAUGAAGGUAGAAGAUCACCAAGUCCUCCUCCAAAAGUGUUAUCUGAAGUUAUGGAAGCUCAGGACUUGAAACAUAGCCUAAGCAGUCUUGAUGGUGAAAGUAAGGGUGAAUCUAACCAACCAGAUGAUCAAGAAAUAGCUGAUACAAUAGAUGAUCUUCAAGAGCUGUCCGGGGAAAGCAGUGAUGAACAAAUGCCUACUAUGGCAGAAGUAGAAGAACAGUCGGAAAUUGAUGAAAUCCAGACAAAUGAAACUCUUGAGAAAAAAGAAUCAUUUGAACAACUAAAUGGAGUUUUAGAGACCUCCGAAGUAUCAGACACCGUACCCCACAUGACUUGCAAUUUAGCCGCAUCGAAUAUUUUGAACACAAAACAAAGAUCAUCUUCCAUGGGAGAUUUACUGUCAGAAGCUAACACAGAUGAUGGAAGUAAGAACAGGCAGAAAACCAAUGUGUUGCAUUUCACUAAGGACUACUUGUAUGAGAUGGAGAUGAAGCUGGCUAGUGGAAGGGAAAAAACUGAGACCCUUCUAAACCAGGUUUUGCAGGGUCAGUUGAUAAAGAGUAAUGAGGGCAAUGGGCCAGAAGUUAAUGCAGAGGAACUUCUGAAUGAGGCAGUGCAACAACUUAGAGAAGCAUCACAGGUAUUGCAGGAGAUCAAAGAAUCCGGAAAUUUAUCAAACAUGCCUGAGACAAUAACUGAAAAACAGAAAGAGAAGCAGAAGGAACUAGUGACUCUCUACAGGAGGAGUGUCCCAUAGCGCUGUUUUGGGGGUUUUAUUUUUACUUUUUUUUUUUUUAAUAUUUUUAGUGAUAUAUUGAGAUGAAGUCUGGGAGACAGCCAACUUCAAAAACCGCUUUGGAACUUUUUACAUCUCCGUCUUUAAUUUUUAUGGCUGCCUUAGGAUAAAAUGAACAAGAAGUCAUGUAAUUCAUACUGUUGCCUCUUAGUAUUUUGCAAACCAGACUUCUAUAUUUUGUCUGUGGCUGUUCUCUACAUGUUCCUAUGCUCAAUCAAGACUUUUCUUUGUAAAAAAAUCUUUGAAGGACUCUUGAGAAAUAUUUAAUUUGUCAUAAAAUGUCCAUCAAUAGGGUUACCAUCUUGCAGUACCCAAUAUCCAAUAUCCAAUAUCUCAUUACACUGAGACAGCCUGGUCCUGAAAAGUCAUCUAUUAUAUCACUUCACUGUUUUGUAUUCAGGGUUUUGCUCCACAUAACACUGUACUGAUGAGAUAGAGUUUUUAUUUAGGCAUUUCCCUGUUAAAAAGGGGGAAUAUGUUUGCUGGCAGUCUUUGACAAAGAAAUGGUUAACAUUACAAGUCGUAUUACAGUCCCAUUUCCACAGAAUGUUCCCGGUUCCCUUGUGAUAAAAAGUUGUUUAUUUCCUCUGCAAGCAGACUCUUUGUCACCCUGUACUCUCCUCCCUCCUGUAGGUCUUCCAGCAAAUGUGGGGUUUAUUCAAUAGAGAAAGGGAGAGAAUUGAGAAAGGAUUUGUGAAUUUCAAACCAAAAUAGCAAAUCUGAAAAUAUUUUUUAAGUUGUCCUUUUUUCCCAGCCCAUAUAUUGGCCCCAAAGUGUCAAUUCCCUUUUCACUUCUCAAAAAAAUGUUUUUUUAAAGCACCCAGAGUCUGCUAUAUCUAUGCAAGCUGUAUAUAAAAACAUUUUCCAUACUGCAUUUUUUUUUGCACAAGAUGAUGUAAUAAAUUCAUUUCCUAUACACUUCUUUCAAUAUUGGAAGACUGUCCAGCAAGUAGACUCAUUUUUUAACUUGUUCAUUAUUCAUCGAUGGCUUCUGGCCUGAAUGAGUCAUUUGACCCAGAGAUGUCACCAUGGAGUAAUGAUUUAAUUUAACGCAAUCUGUACAGAAUGUAUCAGGAUUUUUAUAUUUACUUUACUUAUCCUCGAUGUUUAACAAAUGUGGAUGCUUCACUGUCAAUCACUGUUAUAAGCUCUGUCCAUUGACCCUGGAAGUCUGCACAGAGAAAGUAUACAGAAGAAGAGAAAUGAUGUAAGUUGCCAAAACUGUAAUGUAAACUUAAAAGAUAUGGAGCAUCACAUGGGAAAACAAAAGGUAAGGACAAGUUAAAAGUGGUUUUGAAUGUUUUAGUCAUUGUUGUAAUUUCCAGAGAAGCAACAGUUUCUCUUUAAAAAUUAAAAAUAUCCCUUAAAGGACCACUCUAGGCACCUAGACCACUUCAGCUUAAUGAAGUGGUCUGAGUGCCAGGUCCUUCUAGGGUUAACCCAUUGUUUUAUAAACAUGUUUAUCAAUGGGUUAAGCCUUCCCCCAAAGCCUCUAGCGGCUGUCUCAUUGACAGCUGCUAGAGGCGCUUGCGUGCUUCUCACUGUGAAAAUCACAGUGAGAGCACGCAAGCGUCCAUAGGAAAGCAUUAUGAAUGCUUUCCUAUGCGACCGGCUGAAUGCGCGCGCAGCUCUUGCCGCGCUUGCGCAUUCAGCCGACGGGGAGGAUCGGAGGAGGAGAGCAGGAGGAGAGCUCCCCGCCCAGCGCUGGAAAAAGGUAAGUUAUAACCCCUUUCCUCUCCCCAGAGCCGGGCGGGAGGGGGUCCCUGAGGGUGGGGGCACCCUCAGGGCACUAUAGUGCCAGGAAAACGAGUAUGUUUUCCUGGCAUUAUAGUGGUCCUUUAAAAUACGUAGUUACUUAGUGGAGAAAUAUUUGAUGGAACUUCACUGCAGGAAUAAGGUCGGGUUUGUGAAUGGACACAUCACCUCAAUAGGUGCAUUCAUUCCCAGGUUGAGCAAUGAUGUUGGCUGGGAGUGUCUGGAUAUCAGGUAAGUUAUAGCUUCAUUUUAUUUUUUUACAGUUUAUGGGAAGGAGGGGAGCUAAAGAAUAAUGCCCUUUAAGGCAUUGUAAAAAAACAAAACAAAGGCAAAAAAGGGUUGGAGUACUUCUUUAACCUUUUUUUAGAUUCUAUGUAAUUAAAAAAUUUUGAUACCUAUAUUAUGGUUGCUGGCACCCAGUAACUAUUGGAAGCCAAUGCUAUCAUCCUCCAUCUGCUUGGAACCGAGAUUGGCAAUAUACCCUUUUAUUAGAGUAUUUGAAUUCUUUAAUUAUAUGGGUUUUACACUCAGCAGCGAGAUUUUGCUGGCUGUAAUUCCAGGCUUUUGAUGGAAUGACACUUAUUGCUGCUGGCAAGGUAAGACUGAUGGGAGUUACAAUGUAGUUAUAUUUGUGAAAUUACCAUUACACAGCUAUAGGUUAAAACUCCAUAUGACUCCUGGGCAAUAAACAUGGAAUACAGUGAAUCAUUUCAUAGACUAACAGUUAUUGAUAAUGCAAGUAUGACUAUUGAGUAGGGUUGUGUCUCUUUGUAUAUUUCUGUUGGUUUCCAUUUGUAAAAAUCUUUUUAUGCUUGCAUUUUGUUUCUCUGUGAUAUACUAUAAUGGUAAGCCAUGUCAGGGUAAAAGGUGUGACUGUGUUGUCAGUUUGGCUGUCUACAACAGACCGAUCUCAGAUAACUUGAAUAGAAUGUGCAGAGUAGAUUACUAUGCAGUUGUAUGUAGACGUUAUUGUGUAACCUGAGGAAAAUGUUUAAAGAGUCAACAAUCCGAUGCUAUUAUAAAAUACAUUUUGAUAACAGUGGCUCCUUAGAAUAUUGAUGAAUGUAUAUUAACAUUGGUAUUUGUAUAAAUGGAGGUGUCUGAUAGCCUGUCAACAAAACAUGUUGUAAGGGAGGACACAUUGUGAUAACUAUCUCAGGGAUUUCCUAAGGUAAUAGGGAUAUUAGUAGAAAAACAAAAAAAUGUCCAUUUACUUGAAAGUUAGUUUGUAAUUUGGACAGUAUAGAAGCACAAGGUCACAAGUCAGACAGAGAACAUCUUAUAUCCUUAAAGAAUAUACCAUCUAAGCCACAUCUUUAACAGCUAAGGUUUCCACCCUCCUCCCCUCGUUCUUCUUAACGCAUGGGCACACUGGGCCAUUGCCCGGGGGCCACGAGCAUAAGGGCCCCAUAGGCUUAUCAACCUUUAGAAUAUUAUAUUCCAGGAGAUGUAUUCAGAACCUUCAAACCCUCUUUACUAAACCGUAUAGGUAGACUAGUCACUUCAUUAUUGACAUCAUGAAAACCAAUGACUUCAUGCCAGUUAUAAAGCCAUUAUCUGCAAAGAAAUUUUCGAAUGUUUGUGUUGAUUACUUGAUUACUAAUAAAUCAUUCAAGGAAUUUCGUACUGUUCCAUCUCCAGCUGUAUGAUUUACCAACUGAGUACCAUUUUUAAGUUGAAUCUCUUGUUUUUUUUAACUUCAAGGCUCAUGUUAUAUUGUCCAAACGUUUGUGAGGAUUCCUCUCUGCUGUACAUGUUUAAACAUUGAUUUUAUGGAGAUACCAAUAAAUAUGAGCCCCAUUUUAUCAAUAAUCUAAUUUUUUAUUUCUCUGAGUGGUUGUGAAGGGAGGGCCUCAGUGCACUGCUUUGCCCGGGGGCCUAUAUUGCUUUUAAUAUAGAUUAAGGAACAACGCACACAUAAAAAUUUGUGUAUAAAUUUUGGUCACUACUUCACUGUACCCCAAUAUUGGUGUGAAGUAAGACAAUAUACCAUAUGGUGGAACUGAAUCCCCAUAUUUGUUUGCUGAGGUAGGUAAUUUUAAGCAGCC